Molecule: messenger RNA, 988 nt
Organism: Solanum pennellii
Lineage: Eukaryota; Viridiplantae; Streptophyta; Magnoliopsida; Solanales; Solanaceae
Exons: 2
Coding region: 57-437 (126 amino acids)
Source: RefSeq, a predicted model, not a curated record
UUUGGAUUUGUUGGAUUCAAUCACCUCUUCUUUAAGCUUCUACCCUCCUCACUACCAUGGCUGACCAUCAAAAACCUAAACCCACCGACAAUUUCUCUUCGCCGCCGUCAACAAAUCCACCUAAAACCUCCGGCGGAUCAUCUAACGGUGGAUUAUCCGGCGCUCCACACUUUCCAAACCCUCCGGAUCGUACGAAUCCAGACGCGGCGACACUGAGAGAGCAAUGGAGGUUCGCUAUCAAGCAGUACAGCAAAUGGUAUUCCCACGCUUGGGGAACUGCAAUUUUAGCUGGGCUUUCAUUUUACGCCCUUGGUUGGAUUAUCAAAGGCUCUAAUCCUUUGCCCUCUUUUAAGCACGAAGAGUCGGAUGCUAAAAAUGCUUCUUCGUCUUCAUCUUCUGAUGAUGCUGGUGCUGUUCCAGAGGUUAAGAGAAGUUGAUGAUGACGAUAAUUUCAUUUUAGACUCUCUUUACUCUCAAUGAAACAAGUUACUCAUGAAUAGCUGAAGUCUCUCCCUCGCCUCCAACCUCUACCCUCCGGGCUUCUUAAAAUUCACUUGCUGCAAGCUCUAUGUGGAUGGAAGUGCAAUCAUUGCUAACAACUAAUUCCUGGGCAAAGUUAGUAUAUCUGCUUCCUGGAAAAAGAAACACCAAAAUUGUAAUAGGAUGUGUACCAAGACCAAUAUCUGCUGGUGCCCGCUGAGAGUCAAAGCAAGUCAAGUCUGCCUUUUUUCUUCGACCGUUUGUCUCCUGCAAUGAGUACAACAACGCUACACGAAAAACAAUAGUAUCCUGAAUAUCGUUAAGAAGAGUUUUGUUACUUAUUUCCUAUACAGUAGAUGUGCAUAUCAAUAAUACUGUAGUUUUGAGUUGUUGACGUUCUGUGUAGCGCGGAUAAGUUACCUUACCAUUUUCACAGCUGAAAUGUUCUUAAUGCCAAUGUACACUUAUGAAAAGACAAAACAGAUGGUUCUUAAGCUAAAUUUUUCCA